ACAAACAACGGAAAGCGCACAUUUUCCGAGCGGCGCCCGUCCUGUGUGGAUCAAAAAUAUUCCAAGCGGCAGACAAUCAUGCGACUGGCAAUCACGUUCUGCUGUCUGCUCUUCUCCUACGUAGUCAUUCUGCCCAACUUGAUGGACACGGAGGAGUUUGAACCUUUGAUCGACAUUUACUUUCUCGCCUUUUGCGCCGCCCUGAUUUACACGCUGCUGUGCAUAAAUAUCGCCAAGUUUGGUUCCGAAGAUUACAACAAAAUCAAAGGCACCAAGCCCUGCAAGCUGCGUCCACUAAUCACCUAUUACUGAAAGAUUAGAUAGCAUUUGUUUCUCCAGAAGUUAUCAUUAAUUAUACACAACGAUUAGAGAAUUAUUAAAAGCAUGCGGGUAUCGGAUUAGCUGUCAGUUCUUGUAACAAGAAAUUAUCAUCAUCAAUUAAAAAUGUCCGUGACCAAGACAAUUUUCCAUUUAUCAGUCACGUUUUAUUUUCUUACUUCUGCGGUUGACGCAAUAAUUGUAGACGACGUCCACCUAAGUACAAAUACAAACUGGGUGGUUAAUUCGCCAGCACAUCUUCUGUGUGAAAUUAGUACAGAGGAGGGCGAAAACGUGACCAAAGUUUUGUGGUAUUUGAAAAGUGAACUUGUUUAUUUGUGGCUUGAAAACGAGACGAUAGAGGUUUUUGGUCCUCUUGUUGACCGCGUUGAAAUUCCGGCAAAUAAAUCGAGCUGGAAUUUGAAAAUCAACCGACUUGCCUACGAAUUAGAAGGCGAAUUCACCUGCGAGGCGACCAACAAUGAGCUUCAGAUGUCAUCAAAAUCUUUCCAUUUUAUAUUAUUUUACAACGAAGGAGCGACCUACGAGGCUUUGACCUCACUUGAAACCUGUCAAUUCCACGUGCAACUCAACUUACCAGCGACCUACCCUCGCCCAAUAGGCUUAUAUUGCAAAAUGUAUUUAGAAUCGAAUGGUUAUGAAUCGGAGGUGAUUCGCGGCUUUAAUGAGACAGGCACAAAUAACGACGGCACUUUUAGUUACGAAUACAACACCACAAUAUGGUUUGCCGACCACCCAACAGGCUCAUACCUGAAAUGUACAAAAUUAAUUUAUGGCAGUGAAGUGGAAUUUUUUACGUAUUUACCUGAGCAAGAUGCUAUGAACUGCCCAAACGUGCCUGAAAAACUAAAAGGGUUCACUUUCGAUCGCGCCAACUCUACUUUGAACAAUGGAUGUCUCAUUCUAAACGGCUACAAAGUCGGCGCCGAGGUCACGUAUCGAUGUGACGUGGACGGAGCGGUGAAAAUGACCGGUGUUUGCCAAGCCAACGGAACGUGGAGCCCAGACGUGACCAACGAUCAAAUAAGUUUGCCGACGUGUGGAGGCGCGUGCAUCAAUUUUAAUCUAUGGCUCUUCAGUUUUUCUUUUGUGAUCGUCCUUAAUAGUUUGGAUGGUUUCAAAAAGUGAUCCUCGCUUUGAUCAUUUUUAAUUGCAGCGUAAAAUUUAAAAGUGAAAUUUAU
Messenger RNA from Neocloeon triangulifer, 1520 nucleotides. RefSeq lists its product as uncharacterized. The coding region runs from base 445 to 1467 and encodes 340 amino acids. Lineage: Eukaryota; Metazoa; Arthropoda; Insecta; Ephemeroptera; Baetidae. The transcript has 9 exons. The record is from RefSeq and is a predicted model, not a curated record.